Selaginella moellendorffii is the source of this 2218-nucleotide messenger RNA. RefSeq lists its product as uncharacterized. The transcript is spliced from 17 exons. Bases 464 to 2140 code for a protein of 558 amino acids. Lineage: Eukaryota; Viridiplantae; Streptophyta; Lycopodiopsida; Selaginellales; Selaginellaceae. The record is from RefSeq and is a predicted model, not a curated record.
GGAGUACUUCAAUUGUGGAGCGAAAUUUCUUCCUUGCUCGCAAGCUUUGGUCCUUCCCCCAUGCCCAAAACCAUGACGAGGUAAAAGCUAGGAAGUGUCCCUUGGAACACAAUUCCAAGAAAAACCAUCAUGAAGCGGAGGCUCCAAAUCAUGGAGCAUCUACGCAUUCCUCCAUGAUUAAGUUCUAUCGUUGCAAACCAUCAUCGUUACAACACAAAUCCUCCAUCUCCCAGAUUUGCUUGAUUUGCAUCACGCAUUCCUCACUAAUUCCCGUAAUGGAAGAACUCGAGCAGCAUCUAAGCGGAUUCGUGUGAGCCCUAGGGAUGUUGUUGGCGCAGUUCCACAUCUCUCUACGAACUAUUGGGCAUCGUCGUCCAUGAUCGAUUGCAACACUCUCACGUCUCUUAAGAAGCAACUUUGGUAGUAUCGAAACUAGGUAUCGAAGGGAGGGCUUUCGCUCGAAAUGGCUUCCUGGGUAGUAGCAUCACUGCCCGUCUUCGUUCUUCUUUUGUGGGCUGUUCUCCAUCCAGCAAAAGUGACGCACUACAAAGUUCUGGGUUUGAGAGGCAACGCUAGCAGUGAAGAAAUUCAGGCUGCCUAUACGGCGCGCAAGUCGCCAUUGGAUACGAAGGUUGAUCAUGCUUUUUACGUUCUAUCGGAUGCAUAUAGAAGGCGAGUUUACGAUCACUUCGGCCUGGACAGCGUAGAGUCAGAAGAAGCUGCUUUAGAUACAGGCCCAAUCCUAUCUCGCACACCGAGGCUCGACGAUACGAACUUUAAGUCCGUUUUGGAGAGCACGACACCAUGUUUGAUUCAGAUCUUCUCAGAUGCCAACACUAGAUCAAGGGAGUUCUCACCAGUGUGGGAAAGACUGGCGGAAGUUCUCGAAGGCCAGGUUAAUCUUUUGAGAGUCGAGAUAGGAGAAGUUCAACUCGCAAAGCUCUUGGCAGGAAAGAGGUGGAUCAGACGCCAUGGGAUUCCAUCUCUUGUUGCCAAGCCGCCAGGGUGUAGGGAAUUAAAAUGCCUGAUUCGGUACUCCAAAGGCCUCAGCUACGAUUCUAUACUGGACUGGAUAGCAACGUUGCUUCUUGAUCUUCCUCGCAUUCGUUAUUUUUCUUCUCAGAACUUGAUACCUGAGUUCAUUCAGAAAUCUGGACCGCAUAAGGUGAAAGUUAUUCUUUUUUCUGACACAGGAGAGCGUGCACUUCCAUUCGUAAGAGAAGCGGCCAAGAAGUACUCCGAGUUUAUGUCUUUCGGAUGUGUUUUGUGGAGGCAAGAGGAAGCUUCGAUUUGGAAAAGCCGGCUUGGAUUAGAGCUGGCACCGGCAGUAGUUUUCAUCAAAGAUCCCGGUGUCCAGCCCAUAAUUGUUUAUGGUAAAUUGACCCGUGACUCCUUCAUGGAAACUGUGGAAGAACAUAAAGUUCAUGUUCUUCCUCAGCUGCGAAGCAUCACGGCUUCCAAACUUGGAUGUGAUCCCGCGGACUUCUCCGCAGCUGGAAAAGAUGUCGAAACAUGGUACUGCGUUGUGGUUGCUGGAAGGCCUGGUUUUCAGCUUGAUCAACUCCGCAGUACGAUGAGAAUCGUGCAAGAUGAGCUCGGAAGCGAGGACAUUGAUGGCCACAAUUUUGCCGCUGCCACUGCAUACAAAGACAAGCGUUUGAGCCUAUCAUGGCUUGACGGCGAAAUGCAAAAGAAAUUUUGCUAUUACUGCCUCCCUUCUGAAACCGUCCAUGAGACUUGCGGGCCGAGGCAGUACCAAGAGCAAGACGUGGCAAGAAUUUUUAUGAUACGUUUUAGAAGAGAUCCAAACCAUCAAAAGCCGGUGGUGAAGAGAAUCAAUACCUGGUGGCGUUUGGAUGAUGAGGAGCAAGAUUUAGCAUCGAUGCUUAUUGCUCCAUACAGUGGUGCAAAUGAAAUAUCAGAGGUUUUAUCGUGGAUUUCUAAUACUGUUCGUGACGGUGACACAAAUGAAAUUCCAUUCUUUAAUACUAAGUCGGUGCCUGCGUUAAUACCCGAGGAGCAAGCAGUCUCGAUGCUCUCUUCAACACGGAAUGCUGCGAGUGGAAUGAGGAGGAGCUUGAUAGACAAAGUGAACAGUUUGGUUGUGGAUCUUAUGGACUUCAUCACAGAUUGGUCAUAAACGAUUAUACUUCACAAAGUUUACAAUCUUUUUUAAGAUUGUUAUCAGGAUUAUUUUAAUAAUAUUUUAAUAUUUUAA